Neltuma alba is the source of this 412-nucleotide messenger RNA. RefSeq lists its product as uncharacterized. The record is from RefSeq and is a predicted model, not a curated record. The transcript has 2 exons. The annotation marks the transcript as partial. Lineage: Eukaryota; Viridiplantae; Streptophyta; Magnoliopsida; Fabales; Fabaceae.
AUGUUAGCUCUUCCCAAAGCUAACUCUGAGACAGAUCAUGGAUGUUCAGUGCCAAACAUAGAUCUCCAAAAGUGUUUGAACCAAAGCAAGAAUUCCUUGUCCAUAGAAGAUAGUUGCUGUAGAGCCCUAAAUCAGAUAGCUGAAGAUGGGUUCAAGUGCUUGUGCUCUCUUAUAACAGCAACACCAAUUACUCUUGUUGGUCCUCCUCUUUCUCUGCCAUUUUUAAACUGCUUCAUCUCAAUUCCUCCCCUCAGUCUUUGUCCAGCUUCAUUGGCUCCAAUGGCAGUGUUGGUUGCACCAGAAAGCCAAGAGGAGCAAAAUCAGUUGUCUUCUCCCGCAGAUGCGGAUGUUGUGGUUUCUCAUCCUCCUCCAACUAAUUUGACUGUGGAUGAUGAUGGUGGUGGUGGUGGUG